Molecule: messenger RNA, 546 nt
Organism: Rodentolepis nana
Lineage: Eukaryota; Metazoa; Platyhelminthes; Cestoda; Cyclophyllidea; Hymenolepididae
Source: the annotation of a GenBank genome assembly
AUGAAAGAUGUGAACAACGUCACACGGCAAUUCACAGCAAUUACCAAAACUCCCUUAUCCUCUUCUCAACCCCCGAAGAUCUCCCCGCAAAAGUCCGCUCUCCUACCCGUCGUCUGGAUCCUUUCAGUACUCUCCGCCCUUCUCUCACUCUUCUGCUUUUGUUUGCUUUUCGCCUAUGUACGAGCGAAGCACAGGCAUUUACGAAAAUUCAAUGGAUCAGGAGAACUCGAUGUGGGAUGUAAUGCCAAGUUUCACCAAAACACUUUUCAGGAUCAUGAUUUGACACAUCAUGUGAUGGAUGUUUCGCAACCAAGUGUUGUCGUGGACGCAGAUUGUCCCUUCUCGACGCACAUAUCAGCCAAUCAUCAAACAAAACUGGCAAACCCGCUGGGUUUAAUGACACUUUCUGAGCAGCAAUCAAAGAUUCGAAGGUGUCCUGUUGUCACCUACAUUUCCUCACUACCACCACGCAAUCCACAACUUAACAAUGAUCUUGAAUUGAACACACUCAAAAUCACGCCAAUAAGGUCAAAAAUCGGCACUUAA